AUGGAGUCAUCUUUCUCAUUUGGAGUGAUCCUUGCUGUCCUGACCGUCCUCAUCAUUGCUGUUAAUGUACUAGUGGUCGUGGCUAUGCUGCUAUCAAUCUACAAGAAUGAUGGUGUUGGUCUUUGCUUCACUUUGAAUCUGGCUGUGGCUGAUACCUUGAUUGGUGUGGCUAUCUCUGGUCUAGUUACAGACCAGCUCUCCAGCUCUGUUCAGCAUACACAGAAGACCAUGUGCAGCCUUCGGAUGGCAUUUGUCACUUCUUCUGCAGCUGCCUCCGUCCUCACGGUCAUGCUGAUUGCCUUUGACAGAUACCUUGCCAUUAAACAGCCCCUCCGUUACUUCCAGAUCAUGAACGGGUUUGUGGCCGGGGCAUGCAUUGCAGGACUGUGGUUGCUAUCUUACGUUAUCGGCUUCCUCCCACUCGGAGUCUCCAUAUUCCAGCAGACCACCUACCAUGGGCCCUGCAGCUUCUUUGCUGUGUUUCACCCAAGGUUUGUGUUGACCCUCUCCUGCGCUGGCUUCUUCCCAGCUGUGCUCCUCUUUGUCUUCUUCUACUGUGACAUGCUCAAGAUUGCCUCUGUGCACAGCCAGCAGAUCCGAAAGAUGGAACAUGCAGGAGCAACGGCUGGAGCUUACCGGCCCCCACGGCCUGUCAGUGACUUCAAGGCUGUCCGUACUGUGUCUAUUCUCAUUGGGAGCUUCACUCUGUCCUGGUCUCCUUUUCUCAUCACUGGUAUUGUGCAGGUGGUCUGCCAGAAAUGCUGCCUCUACCAAGUGCUGGAAAAGUACCUGUGGCUCCUCGGAGUUGUCAACUCCCUGCUCAACCCACUCAUCUAUGCCUAUUGGCAGAGGGAGGUUCGGCAGCAGCUCUACUUCAUGGCCCUGGGAGUGAAGAAAGGCUUCACUUCAAUCCUCCUCCUCUUAGCCAGGAAUGGUGAUCCAGAGAGGCCCAGAGAAAGCUCCUAUCACAUUGUCACUAUCAGCAACCCAGAGCUCGAUGGCUAA
This is a messenger RNA of Mesocricetus auratus (golden hamster), 1005 nucleotides long. RefSeq names its product G protein-coupled receptor 119 (gene Gpr119). NCBI's taxonomy places the organism in Eukaryota, Metazoa, Chordata, Mammalia, Rodentia, Cricetidae. The record is from RefSeq and is a predicted model, not a curated record. Gene Ontology annotation, biological process: adenylate cyclase-activating G protein-coupled receptor signaling pathway; regulation of metabolic process. Gene Ontology annotation, cellular component: membrane. Gene Ontology annotation, molecular function: G protein-coupled receptor activity; phosphatidylcholine binding. The coding region runs from base 1 to 1005 and encodes 334 amino acids. The transcript has a single exon.